This is a messenger RNA of Eleginops maclovinus (Patagonian blennie), 420 nucleotides long. RefSeq names its product histone H2A-like. Gene Ontology annotation, biological process: heterochromatin formation. Gene Ontology annotation, cellular component: nucleosome; chromatin. The record is from RefSeq and is a predicted model, not a curated record. Lineage: Eukaryota; Metazoa; Chordata; Actinopteri; Perciformes; Eleginopidae. The transcript has a single exon. Gene Ontology annotation, molecular function: protein heterodimerization activity; DNA binding; structural constituent of chromatin. Bases 1 to 420 code for a protein of 139 amino acids.
AUGUCUGGUCGUGAAAAGAAAGAAGUGUUCAAACCAAAAUCUGUGUCCCGGUCUACCAGAGCAGGGCUCACUUUCCCAGUGGGCCGCAUCCACAGGCUGCUGAAGAAAGGCAAUUAUGCUAAGCGACUCGGCACUGGUUCAGCAGUGUACCUUGCAGCAGUCAUGGAGUAUCUCUGUGCUGAAAUCCUGGAGUUGGCAGGAAACGCCUGCCGUGACAACAAAAAGGCUCGCAUUGCUCCUCGACACAUCUUGUUGGCAGUGAAAAAUGACGACGAGCUCAAAGCACUGCUGGCAGGAGUCACAAUCUCUGAUGGCGGAGUCAUCCCAAAUAUCCAGGCAAUCCUUCUCCCCAAGAAGACGAAGGCCAGAGGGUCCAGGGAAGAGAGUCCAGCUAAAGAUGUUCAGUCUCAAGAGUUUUAA